Messenger RNA from Gavia stellata (red-throated loon), 4302 nucleotides. RefSeq names its product diacylglycerol kinase theta (gene DGKQ). The transcript is spliced from 25 exons. The coding region runs from base 1 to 3879 and encodes 1292 amino acids. Gene Ontology annotation, molecular function: ATP-dependent diacylglycerol kinase activity. Lineage: Eukaryota; Metazoa; Chordata; Aves; Gaviiformes; Gaviidae. The record is from RefSeq and is a predicted model, not a curated record. Gene Ontology annotation, biological process: intracellular signal transduction; diacylglycerol metabolic process; lipid phosphorylation.
AUGAGGAUAGGGCAGCUCAACUUCUCUUGCAUUCCUGCUCUUCUUCUCCAGCUAAAUCUAUUUCCCUUUCUCAGCUCUAGAAAAGCAGACUCCUCUACCAGCUGCGAGCAGGUUCAAAGCCGGGUCUCGGAGAGGCCGAAUUUCAGCCGGCCGGGGCCUGGCCAGCCAUUCGGCUCCCUGCCCCCUCGCAGCGCGGCGGGGGGGCCGCACAGCUGGCCGCUGCUCGGAGAUGGUAUCAGGAAGCCGCCCGGAGGGCUGCUUUGCGAGAGCCGCUUUCGCCCCGCAGCAUCGAACCGCUCCAACGCCCCCAUCCAGCCCCCACCCCGCCAGCCGGGGCCGCCCGGCCCCGCCGCCGCGAAGCGGCAGUGUCCCCCGUCCCGCCACCCGGCCGGCCUGGCCUGGCCUGCCUUGCCGCCGAUCCUCGCCCUUCGCCCGGGCCCGCACCCGCCUCAGCGCUCCCCGAGGGACGCCCCUCAACCCCCCGCCUGCCCCCACGGCCGACAGGGCCCAGCGCCGCCGGGGAAAGGGGGCGCCGCGGCGGGGGAGGCGGCUUCAAGACGCCCGAGCCGCCGCCGCCGGGAGCGGGGGGGAAGCAGGGCGGCCGCGCCCCACGGGGGCCCGCACUCACCGCGGAGCGAGGAGAACAGACCGCUGCCGUUGGCCGCAGGGAUGUUGAGAGUAGAAGGCAAAAUCUACGGCAAACCAUCUUCUUCUCCCAGCGCAUCAUCAAAAAGCUUCUUGGCAUGGGGCAAAAUUGCACAAGGCUGGGGUAGCGAAACUAUCCAGUUUAAUGUCAUGGGAAAAUACUGGAGGCCUUUUCAAGCGUCGCAGUUUACCACCUGCACCGCUGCAGAGGAGCUCGUCCUUCAACACCCUUCCGCCUCUUUCUCCAGCGCUCACCUGAACCUACGCGCCCUGUGCGUAAUUCGCACCCGGCAGGAGCGGGGACACCUCAGGACAAGCCGAGACCGCACCAGAAACGCGCAGAACGGCGGCGCGUCUGAGGAUGGGCCGCUCGGCCUGAGGGCAGCCGGCGGGGCGGCUGCGGCCUCCCCUCAGGGCGGGCUGCGCGGGGCCGCGGCGCGGCCGGCAGGCGGCAGUGCAGCGCCGGCCGGCGAGGCCCUGACGGGGCGCCGCCCCUGCCCGCCCCGCGCCGCCGCCGCCGCCUCGGGCGGAAGCGAGGGCGAGCGGCGGCCGGUGCUGCGUCGCGAGGAGCGGGCAUGGGGCAGCCCGCCGGGCCACGGCUUCCGCAGGGUGACCCUCACCAAGCCCACCUUCUGCCACUACUGCACCGACUUCAUCUGGGGGCUGGCCGGCUACCAGUGCGAGGUUUGCAACUUCAUGUCUCAUGAAAAGUGCCUGAAGAAUGUCAAGAUACCAUGCUCUUGUAUUGCUCCCAGCCUUGUACGGAUUCCAGUUGCACACUGUUUUGGGCCUCCAGGACAUUACAAAAAGAAAUUUUGCACUGUGUGCAGAAAGUCACUAGAGUCACCUGCCUUUCGAUGUGAAGUUUGUGAGCUACAUGUGCACACAGACUGUAUCCUGUUUGCUUGCAGUGACUGCCGGCAGUGUCACCAGGAUGGGCACCAGGACCACGAUACUUAUUACCACCACUGGAGGGAGGGAAACCUUACUUCAAGUGCUCGUUGUGAAGUUUGCAAAAAAACCUGUGGCUCAUCUGAGGUGCUGUCUGGUAUGAGAUGUGAAUGGUGUGGCAUCCUGGCUCAUGCUGCUUGCUACAUAGUGGUCACACCAGAAUGUACUUUUGGAAGAUUAAGGAAUAUGAUUCUUCCUCCAAGCUGUGUGCAGUUAUUUUCUCGCAACUUCAGCAAACUUCACUGUUUUCGAAUAUCAGAAAAUUUGCAAACAGAAGGAGAUGAAGACGAUGAUAUUGAUGGGUCAACACAGGGAUCGGCAAAAGAUGUCCAAAUUUCAACAGAUUCAAGUAAACAAACAUUAAAGAUAUUUGAUGGGAAUGAUGCAGUGAAACGCAAUCAAUUUCGACUGAUUUCAGUUCCAAGGAUUGCAAAAAAUGAAGAAGUUGUGGAGGCUGCUUUGAGGGCAUACUACAUAAAGGAUGACCAGCAGGAGUAUGAGCUUCAGACCUUUUCGCAGCAGGCACUGCUGUCUGAUGAUGUUAUCAACAGGAAUGAUGCUGCAGAGGAGAGCAACUUGGUCUCAGUAUUCCGAGAAUCUGUUCCUGAAGCUUGGAUCAUCAGAGCCAAACCAAAGGGCGAGGAAGUGAUCAGAAUUUAUCCUGCCUGGCUGAAGGUGGGAAUGGCAUAUGUUUCUCUGCGAGUAAAUAAGGAUAGUACUACACAGACUGUCAUCAAAGAAGUGCUUCCAUUACUUGGAAAGCAGACAGAGUGCCUCCAGAAUUUCAAAUUGGUGGAAGUGCUUAUGGGCAGUAAGCAAGUUCAGCGCAUGAUCUUGGACAAUCAGGAACUGAUUCUUAACAGACUCAAGGACAUAAGAAAGACUUCAAUACGUCAGAUGAAUCAAACAAGAUUUUACAUUGUGGAAAACAGUAAAUCAAUUGUACGAGUAAAUUUAUUUGUUGGUGGACUUCCACCUCAGCUUUCCCCUGAAGAAUACACAAAUAUUCUCAAGGAUGAAUUAGCUAUCAAAACAAAUGUAGUAUCUGUGAGUCAUGUUUAUCAAGCACAAGGUGCUGUUGUACUCGAAAUUUCAUGCUUUUCUGAAGCUGAAAGAAUAUAUAUGCUAGUUAAAGAUACAACUGUCAAUGACAAGCCCCUGAAUGCCGUGGUGAUUCCUGAAGUUAUGGCUUCCAAGAUACCACAGAACUGCUGCCCACUUCUUGUAUUUGUGAAUCCAAAAAGUGGUGGUCUAAAAGGUCGAGAUCUGCUGUACAGUUUUAGAAAGCUGCUAAACCCACAUCAGGUCUUUGAACUUACCAAUGGUGGCCCACUGCCUGGGUUUCAUGUGUUCUCUAAAGUCCCCUCUUUCCGAGUGCUGGUGUGCGGAGGGGAUGGCACCGUCAGCUGGGUCCUUGGUGCACUGGAGGAGAUCAGGCACAAGCUGGUGUGCUCAGAGCCCUCAGUAGCAAUCUUACCUUUAGGAACAGGUAAUGACUUAGGGAGGGUCUUGUCCUGGGGAGCUGGCUACAGUGGGGAGGACCCCUACUCGAUUUUGGUUUCUGUGGAUGAGGCGGACGAUGUUCUUAUGGAUCGCUGGACUAUCCUUUUGGAUGCAGAAGAGCCAGCUGAAGGCACAGAGAAUGGCGUUGCAGAACCUGAGCCUCCAAAGAUUGUACAGAUGAACAAUUACUGUGGUCUUGGCAUUGAUGCAGAGUUGAGCUUGGACUUUCAUCAUGCUAGAGAAGAAGAACCAGGGAAAUUUAACAGCAGGUUUCACAACAAAGGAGUUUACGUGAAAGUUGGGCUGCAGAAGAUAAGUCAUACCAGAAAUCUUCGUGAAGACAUAAAGCUUCAAGUGGACCAGCACGAGGUGGAGUUACCAAGUAUAGAAGGCCUCAUUUUUAUUAAUAUACCCAGCUGGGGUUCCGGAGCCGAUCUCUGGGGGUCAGAGAGUGAUAACCGCUUUGAGAAACCACGUAUCGAUGAUGGCCUGCUGGAAGUUGUUGGUGUGACUGGCGUCGUUCACAUGGGUCAAGUCCAAAGUGGUUUUCGAUCAGGAAUCCGCAUAGCCCAAGGCUCAUAUUUUCAUGUAACACUCCUAAAGCCAAUUCCAGUUCAAGUUGAUGGAGAGCCCUGGAUUCAGGCCCCUGGCCAGAUUAUUAUUUCUGCUGCAGGACCACAGGUCCAUAUGUUGAAAAAAUCCAAGCAGAAACAGAAAAAAACUGGAAGCCUGAAAGAGAUGAAAGUGGAUAGCAUGUCAGUCUCUGAAGGAGGACGCUAAGUGGAGACCUGCGCUCAGAAGUGAUGCAGCACACCUACUGUAGAUACCAAGAUGGUUCAGUAAAACCAAGUGCAGACAACUAGUGAAGAGGGUUGCUUAUGAGCGUGCCUUUCAUUACAUUUUUAUAGUACUGGGUUCUACUUCGUCUUUCAAAGAUAGUGCCUCAUUGUAACAAAUAACUAUUAUGUACCACUUGUCUCAUCUGAAAUGUUUACUUUGGGUUGCUUUUCCAUAAGCCAUUUCCCAGUUUUUCAUGUAUAUAGAAACUAAGGCCAAACAGAGAUUCCAAGAUGCCAAGAUUUCUGCAUCUACCUUCACAAAGACUCUUUCCCUCCUCCCAGCUUUUUCUUAAAGAAAAUCAUUCCAUAGAUAAAUUUUAGUGCAUUGUUCCGUAAAUGAAAAUGUGUUCCUUUAAAUUAACGC